Messenger RNA from Saprolegnia diclina VS20, 1335 nucleotides. RefSeq names its product actin. Bases 32 to 1162 code for a protein of 376 amino acids. The record is from RefSeq and is a predicted model, not a curated record. The transcript has a single exon. Lineage: Eukaryota; Oomycota; Saprolegniomycetes; Saprolegniales; Saprolegniaceae.
GUCGUAGCCCGCAAGCUUCCUACUGUUCAAGAUGGCUGACGAUGAUGUCCAAGCUCUCGUUGUCGACAACGGCUCCGGCAUGUGCAAGGCCGGUUUCGCCGGUGAUGACGCCCCGCGCGCCGUCUUCCCGUCGAUCGUCGGUCGCCCGAAGCACCCCGGUAUCAUGGUCGGCAUGGACCAGAAGGAUGCCUAUGUCGGUGACGAGGCCCAGUCCAAGCGUGGUGUCCUCACGCUGAAGUACCCGAUCGAGCACGGUAUCGUCACCAACUGGGACGACAUGGAGAAGAUCUGGCACCACACCUUCUACAACGAGCUCCGCGUCGCCCCGGAGGAGCACCCGGUCCUCCUCACGGAAGCGCCGUUGAACCCCAAGGCCAACCGUGAGCGCAUGACGCAGAUCAUGUUCGAGACGUUCAACGUCCCGGCCAUGUACGUCAACAUCCAGGCCGUGCUCUCGCUGUACGCCUCGGGCCGCACGACGGGCUGCGUGCUCGACUCGGGUGACGGUGUCUCGCACACGGUCCCGAUCUACGAAGGUUACGCCCUUCCCCACGCCAUUGUCCGCCUCGACUUGGCUGGCCGCGACUUGACGGACUACAUGAUGAAGAUCCUUACCGAGCGUGGUUACUCGUUCACGACGACGGCCGAGCGCGAAAUCGUGCGUGACAUCAAGGAGAAGCUCACGUACAUUGCCCUCGACUUCGACCAGGAGAUGAAGACGGCCGCCGAGUCGUCGGGCCUCGAGAAGUCGUACGAGCUUCCCGAUGGUAACGUCAUUGUCAUUGGCAACGAACGCUUCCGCACGCCCGAAGUGCUCUUCCAGCCUGCCCUCAUCGGUAAGGAAGCGUCGGGUAUCCACGACUGCACGUUCCAGACGAUCAUGAAGUGCGACGUCGAUAUCCGCAAGGACUUGUACUGCAACAUUGUCCUCUCGGGCGGUACCACCAUGUACCCGGGUAUCUCGGAGCGCAUGACCAAGGAGCUCACGGCCCUUGCGCCCUCGACCAUGAAGAUCAAGGUCGUCGCCCCCCCGGAGCGCAAGUACUCGGUCUGGAUCGGUGGUUCGAUCCUCUCGUCGCUCUCGACGUUCCAGCAGAUGUGGAUCUCGAAGGCCGAAUACGACGAAAGUGGUCCCUCGAUCGUCCACCGCAAGUGCUUCUAAGCGCUUUCUGUGGUCGUGCCCGCGCCAGCAGUUUUGUAUUCCGAUGAAUGAAAGGUAGAUGGGCUUCGAGGCUUCAGUGCUUCGGUCCUUUUUUAUUGAUUGGACUGCGUACUCUAUGGCGUAUUGCGCAGUAGGAAGAAUUAACCUUUUUUAAAUCUAGUUAUUGAACUCAA